This is a messenger RNA of Amaranthus tricolor (Joseph's coat), 776 nucleotides long. Its product is annotated as 60S ribosomal protein L23A. Bases 142 to 606 code for a protein of 154 amino acids. Gene Ontology annotation, molecular function: rRNA binding; structural constituent of ribosome. The transcript has 3 exons. The record is from RefSeq and is a predicted model, not a curated record. Gene Ontology annotation, biological process: translation; ribosomal large subunit assembly. Lineage: Eukaryota; Viridiplantae; Streptophyta; Magnoliopsida; Caryophyllales; Amaranthaceae. Gene Ontology annotation, cellular component: cytosolic large ribosomal subunit; ribosome.
ACUAAUGUUGCAUCUGUUUUGAAGGAAGUAAAACCCACACACAGGAAAACCCUAAACACACAUUUGCGCAGCAGCUUCUCUCCAUUGUCUCUUCUAGGUUUUUCUCUAUCUUCUUUGUUUAUCCUUGUUUAGGGUUCAUCGAUGGCUCCUCCUGCGAAAGAUGGAAAGAAGGCUGAUCCCAAGGCUCAGGCCUUAAAAGCUGCCAAGGCGGUCAAAUCCGGUGCGUCGACCCUGAAGAAGAAAGCUAAGAAGAUCAGGACCAAGGUUACUUUCCACAGACCAAAGACAUUGAAGACAGACAGAAACCCCAAGUACCCUCGCAUCAGUGCUCCUCCAAGGCACAAGCUGGACCACUAUCAGAUCCUUAAAUAUCCAUUGACCACUGAGUCUGCAAUGAAGAAAAUCGAGGAUAACAACACUUUGGUCUUUAUUGUUGAUUUACGUGCUGAUAAGAAAAAGAUUAAGGAUGCUGUUAAAAAGAUGUAUGAUAUCCAGGCUAAGAAAGUUAACACAUUGAUCAGGCCUGAUGGUACCAAGAAGGCAUAUGUUCGCCUAACACCAGACUACGAUGCAUUAGACGUGGCGAACAAGAUUGGAAUCAUAUAAACAUAUAUUGGCUUUUAUAUUUUUGUCAGAAGCAGAUUAAUUAUCUUUGACAAAUUUGUUAGACAUGAAUAUUUUGAGCAUGCUUUAUGGUGGUAGUUGUGUUUUCAUCCAGAAUCUAUUUGUCUUGGAUAAUGGAUAAUGAUGUGUUUGAUCUCUUUGAUUGCCUGCUA